AUGCUGUUCGAAGCGUGCCCUCUGGGAGAUAAAGUCCCGAACUCGGCGUUCGGGCCAUCGGCGGAAAAGCGGACCGGAAGUGGCUUUGGCGAGUGUGCGCACUCCGGCGGCUGGCGGUGCCGCGCCGCUCUGUGUGACCUCAGCAAGAACUCUUCGCUUGUUAAGCACCGGCGGGUGCACACGGGCGAGAAGCCCUUCAGCUGUGGGGAGUGCGGGUGCGCCUUCAGCCGGAGCUCGCACCUCGCGCAGCCUCAGCGAGUCCACACCAGGGAGAGGCCGUUCGCCCGCUGUGAGUGCGGCAGAGCCUUUGCCGAGUCUUCAGGCCUCCUGGUCUCCCACAGGACCCACGCGGGGAGAGGCCUUGUGAGUGCCGCAUGUGCUACAGGGCGUUCGGCCUCCUCUCCUCGCUGGCCGAGCACGAGCGCGGCGCUCCGGGAAUGUGGGAAAGGCUUCAGCCAGAGCUGCUCCCUCCGCAAGCUCCUGAGGACACGUACGGGUGAGAAGCCGCACCCCUGCGGGCACCGCGGCCACUCUUUCGGCCAGAGCUCCUUCCUGGCCAAACACCAGCGGGUGCGCACGGGCGAGCGGCCCUACGCAGGUGGAGAAUCGUGA
Molecule: messenger RNA, 612 nt
Organism: Enhydra lutris kenyoni (northern sea otter)
Lineage: Eukaryota; Metazoa; Chordata; Mammalia; Carnivora; Mustelidae
Product: zinc finger protein 586-like
Exons: 4
Coding region: 1-612 (203 amino acids)
Source: RefSeq, a predicted model, not a curated record